UGUGUUGCAGGCUUCGCCUAAACCGUAUCUCUGGGAAAGAGUUCCUGGCUACCUGUUUGUAUCCCUGAGUCACCACAGACCCCCACCCUCCAAUGUGGUAUGUUAACCUUGGAGCAAUAUGGAGAUUAGCUGCAGAGCUGAAGCAGGAUCCCAAAGGAGCUUCAGUUCUGCAGCAUCUACACAGCUUUCUUUACCACACACUGACCAGAUGCCUGUGCUUGGGACGUCCGAGCUGACGACUGGAAUCCCUCAAGGAGUCACUCAGGAGCAAGCUGUGACCAGUCAGAGGGAGUGACACAACUGCGCUCAGUCCCUCCCUCCUCACCUUCCUCUCAUGUGCUCACAGGCUGGUCUGCAGAAGUGAGCCCUGUGGCUCUGCCAAAGACAAGCCUGCUGGGUUUACAGAAGGAAAAAAAACCAACAAAACCAAAACCCCAAACAAAUCUCAGGCAAAGUCACAGCGCUGAAAUCGGUACCCUGAAGAAGCUGAGUGGAGAAGUGUGCCGAGAUGAAUGGCCCGGUGGAUGGCUUGUGCGACCAUUCUCUAAGUGAAGAAGGAGCGUUCAUGUUCACCUCAGAGUCGGUCGGAGAGGGGCACCCGGAUAAGAUCUGUGACCAGAUCAGCGAUGCCGUGCUAGACGCCCAUCUGAAGCAGGACCCCAAUGCCAAGGUGGCCUGCGAGACGGUGUGCAAGACGGGCAUGGUGCUGCUGUGCGGCGAGAUCACCUCCACGGCCACAGUGGACUACCAGCGGGUGGUGAGAGGCGCCAUCAGGCACAUUGGCUACGACGACUCUGCCAAGGGCUUUGACUUCAAGACCUGCAACGUGCUGGUGGCUUUGGAGCAGCAAUCCCCGGAUAUUGCCCAGUGUGUGCAUCUAGACAGAAACGAAGAGGAUGUCGGGGCCGGGGAUCAGGGCUUGAUGUUCGGCUAUGCCACCGACGAGACAGAAGAGUGCAUGCCCCUCACUAUCAUCCUCGCUCACAAGCUCAACGCCCGGAUGGCGGACCUCAGACGCUCUGGGGUCCUCCCCUGGCUGCGGCCCGACUCCAAGACUCAGGUGACAGUUCAGUACAUCCAGGACAACGGCGCUGUCAUCCCUGUGCGUAUCCACACCAUCGUCAUCUCCGUGCAACACAAUGAGGACAUAACCCUGGAGGCCAUGCGCAAGGCCCUGAAGGAGCAGGUGAUCAAGGCCGUGGUGCCCGCCAAGUACCUGGAUGAAGACACCAUCUACCACCUGCAGCCCAGCGGGCGGUUUGUCAUUGGUGGUCCCCAGGGGGACGCAGGCGUCACUGGCCGUAAGAUUAUCGUGGACACCUAUGGCGGCUGGGGGGCGCACGGUGGCGGGGCCUUCUCUGGGAAGGACUACACCAAGGUGGACCGCUCGGCGGCGUACGCGGCCCGCUGGGUGGCCAAGUCCCUGGUGAAAGCGGGCCUCUGCCGGAGAGUGCUGGUGCAGGUUUCCUACGCCAUCGGUGUGGCUGAGCCACUGUCCAUUUCCAUCUUCACCUACGGAACCUCUCAGAAGACAGAGAGAGAACUGCUAGAUGUGGUCAAUAAGAACUUUGACCUUCGGCCCGGUGUCAUUGUCAGGGAUUUGGAUUUGAAGAAGCCCAUCUACCAGAAGACGGCAUGCUACGGCCAUUUCGGAAGAAGCGAGUUCCCAUGGGAAAUUCCCAAGAAGCUUGUGUUUUAGAGCUGGUGGGAGUGGGGCCUGAUCUGGCCCUGGAGGGGUCUAGGUGGCCUGGUUCCUCUUCUUCAGGAUCCCAGCUCUCACAUGUCCCAGACCCAGGGCCCUGACUGCCCUCCCAGGGUGUGUCCCUCCCCCAACCCCCGACUCACCCCCUCCUGGACCAGGCCACACCCUGAGGGUUAGCCGGGAGCUGUCAUCACUGUGAAUGGCAGGAGGCUUGCUGGUGCUGGGAGUCACACCUCCUCAGGAGGGUAAUCACAAUGUUCCCCUGCUUUUCCCUCAGACCAAGGCCAUGUUAAUUUAGUGGGAAAACCACCCCUGUCGAGAGUAAAUCCCCCUCACUCACCUCCCCCGUGAGUGGCCUGCUCCUCCGUCACAGGUCCCAGGGAUCCUGGGUGGGCCAGGUUUGCCCUUCACAUCUGAGGCCCGUGCUCAGAGCCAGGGCCUUCCCGGAGGCCCCCUGGGCGAGGCACCUGGCCGGAACAGGAACGGGGCUGACCUCUCCCACGUAUCCACACUUGUGCAAGGGACGGAGCUGAUUACUGAUCUCAUUUCUUCUUCACUGCAACAUGAUGGGGCGACACCACACCCCCACUUCUAUAGGGGGAAACUGAGGCACAGGCUACCUAGGUAACUUUCCCAAGGUCCCACAGCCCCGCGUCAGGACCUAGACAUGAGUCCAGGAGCUCUGACUCAGGAACCUGUACGCACCCCCUGCCCCCCGCCAAGCCCUUUUCCCACCUCAUGCCAGAUGCAGACCCGAGCAACAACAAAGCAGAUUUGAGAUGAAGCUUUGUGACUUCUUCCCUGAAGACCUGGUGUUUCUGCAAUUAGGGGAUUAACCCCUGGCUCUGGGUGAGCCCUGGGCAGUGGCAUGCGAAGACGGGACAGAGACACAGCUUGUCCUAGCUCAGGGGGCCAGCCUUUCAGACGGAGCACCAGAACCCUGUGUCCUUCAAGUCCUUCUCUCUCUUUGGCCUCGUUAUCUGAGUGCCAUUGGAAUAAGUGGGUUAGCCCCUCAGAUGCCCCUUCCAGGGAGGCCAGCGGUGAGGCCCGAACAUGUGAUGUUAAAUAGUGACCCAGGUGGCAUAGCUGAACUCCCAGUGGUAGACAAGUUGGCUGGGAUGUCCUGAGGAGAUCCUGCCUUUGCCAGGUGGCUGCUGGGCCACAGUACUCACAGGGCCUGAGUGGUCCUCAGUGUGCUGGGGUCUUGGAAGCUGCACAAUCCCCUGCCUUUCCAUCCCUGGCCAGCACUUCCCACCCUGCCUGUCCUCAGCCUGGGCCUCUGACAGCAUUUCUGCAUUCUCCCUAACUGCCUGGACCACGGGCUCAGGUAGGGCCCCCUGUGGGUCCCAAGAGAACACUGGAGACUGGGCUUCUUCCCAGGGCACGUGAUGCUGGUUCUGGCUGAACGGGCAGCCCGUGAAGCCCCAUCUGGGGAGCAGACAGUCUACACUGGAGCUUGGGGCCCAAAGCACAAAGACCUGAGGCUCUUUUCUUUCUGUCAGAGAAAAGGCAGCUCUUCUGGGAAGGAAAAAGAAGACCAAAUUUGCAUCUAAGCCCAGAGCUUGUGUCCACUCUGGAGGCUCCGAUGUGUCUGUGGGCGUGGGUCACCCAGCAAGUCUCAAGCUCCUUCCAGGAGUGGGGGUCGCAGGUUUGUGGGCCGUGAGUUCCUCUCACUCGGGCCGCAUUAGAAGUCAAAAUUCACGAUGGUAUACUUUCCCCACCCCCUAGAGAAACAAGAUCUUUUUUGGGGUCAACAUUGUUUAUAAGAAACUGGAAUCUUUAUUGUUAAUAGUUCCUGCUAGGACAGGAUAAAUAAAACAGAAUAAACAGUCCUUCUGUGAAUCAGA
This is a messenger RNA of Lutra lutra (Eurasian river otter), 3549 nucleotides long. It is a transcript of the gene MAT1A, whose product is annotated as methionine adenosyltransferase 1A. The transcript is spliced from 10 exons. Gene Ontology annotation, molecular function: methionine adenosyltransferase activity; ATP binding. Gene Ontology annotation, biological process: S-adenosylmethionine biosynthetic process. NCBI's taxonomy places the organism in Eukaryota, Metazoa, Chordata, Mammalia, Carnivora, Mustelidae. The coding region runs from base 509 to 1699 and encodes 396 amino acids. The record is from RefSeq and is a predicted model, not a curated record. Gene Ontology annotation, cellular component: cytosol.